Messenger RNA from Vombatus ursinus (common wombat), 6589 nucleotides. It is a transcript of the gene LAMB4, whose product is annotated as laminin subunit beta 4. Gene Ontology annotation, biological process: cell migration; substrate adhesion-dependent cell spreading; basement membrane assembly. Bases 598 to 5988 code for a protein of 1796 amino acids. The record is from RefSeq and is a predicted model, not a curated record. The transcript has 37 exons. NCBI's taxonomy places the organism in Eukaryota, Metazoa, Chordata, Mammalia, Diprotodontia, Vombatidae. Gene Ontology annotation, cellular component: laminin trimer.
GGGGCGCAGUGGGCGACAGCUGAGAAGAGAGAGUCUGGGGAAGACCCUGGCUUCCCACCUGCUCCCGGAUUCCGGAUUCUCUUCAGGGAGAGGUCCUUACCUGAGGAAAGUGACUCUGGAAAGAAGCCAACAUCUAGAACUGAAAGUCGAACCUUUUUCUAUCCCCCGGCGUCCUAUACGAGAGACUUCGAGGACCUAGAGGUCCUCAAGUGCGGCGGGCGCACUGGACCUAGAGGGCCAAAUGUGGCUUUGGGGCCGCGAGUUCCCCACCCCCCCCCUGCAGCACUUGAGGACCUAGAGGGCCACAUGUGGCUUGGGGUCCGCAGUUUCCCCACCCCUGCCCUAAGGGCUAAACAACCUCCCACAGGUGUGGAGCAUUGAGGGAUCAGUCUCCACCAAGAGGACAUUCCUAUGGCCAUGAGGUAUGUCUUUACAUGCUGAGUUUGUUUCCCGGAGCUCUUCUGUAGAUGCCUGAUUCUCUCCAUUCAGGUUGUUACGAUCUUCUGUGAUAUAGCCAAAGCUUACUCAGUAUAAUCAAUCUGUCAGUCAACCAAUAAGCAUUUGCAGCAUUUGUAAUAAUCUUUUGGGGACAAAAGAAUGAAAUUUCAGCUGACCUUUUUUAUGCCCCUUGUGCUGUUUAGUCUCUCAAAAGCUCAAGAUGACUGCAGCAGUGGCUCUUGUCAUCCAAUCGUUGGUGAUCUUCUAGUGGGUCGCAGCGCCCAGCUUACGGCCUCUUCUACCUGUGGAUUGGAUGGACCACAGAAAUAUUGCAUCAUAGGCUACUUGGAGGAUGAACAAAAAUGUUUCAUUUGUGAUUCUAGAUAUCCAUAUAAUCCAUAUACACAAGCCAACAGCCAUGCAAUCGAGAAUGUCAUUACAACAUUUGAACCAGAGAGAAAAAAGAAAUGGUGGCAAUCCGAAAAUGGUCUUAAUAAUGUCAGCAUCAGACUGGACCUAGAGACCCUGUUUCAGUUCAGCCAUCUUAUAUUGACUUUUAAGACUUUCCGACCUGCAGCCAUGCUAGUUGAGCGUUCUGUGGACUAUGGCCAAACAUGGAAAGUUUUCAGGUAUUUUGCAAAAGACUGUGCUGCAUCUUUUCCCAACAUCUCAUCUGGCCAGGCACAAGGAGUGGAUGACCUUGUUUGUGAUUCCAAGUAUUCAGAUAUUGAACCCUCUACUGAAGGAGAGGUUGUUUUAAAAGCUUUGGAUCCCAGCUUUGAAAUAGAAAAUCCCUACAGCCCCUACAUACAGGAUCUAGUGACUCUUACAAACCUGAGGAUAAACUUUACCAAACUACACACUCUGGGGGAUACAUUGCUUGGAAGAAGGCCAACUGAUCCCCUUGAUAAGUAUUACUAUGCUGUUUAUGAUAUGGUUGUUCGGGGAAGAUGCUUUUGCAAUGGCCAUGCUAACAGAUGUGGCCCUGUGCAGGAUGUCCGGGGAGAUGUCUUCAGCCCAUCUGGAAUGGUUCAUGGUCAGUGUAUCUGCCAGCACAAUACAGAUGGCCCAAACUGUGAGAGAUGCAAGGAAUUCUUCCAUGAUGUUCCCUGGAGGCCAGCCGAAGGUCUCCAGGAUAAUGCUUGCAGAUCAUGUAAUUGUAACGGCCACUCUGAACGCUGUCACUUUGAUAUGUCACUGUACCUCUCAAAUAAUGGUGUCAGUGGUGGAGUGUGUGAAGACUGUCAGCACAAUACUGUGGGACAACACUGUGAUCAGUGCAAACCCCUGUUUUACAGGGACCUCCUCAAGGCAAUUUCAGACCCUCAUGCUUGCAUUCCUUGUGAGUGUGAUCCUGAAGGGUCAUUGUCUGGUGGCAUGUGUGAAAGUUAUCCAGAUCCAGCCCUGGGAAUCGAGGCUGGUCGAUGCCUUUGUAAAGACAACGUUGAGGGAGCCCAAUGUGAUCAGUGCAAGCCUGGCUAUUAUGGACUGAAUGCCAAUGAUCCUUUGGGUUGUCAACCCUGCAACUGUAACCCUUUCGGGAGUGUACCAUUCUCCACCUGCGAUGCGGUUACUGGCCAGUGCUUGUGCCAGCAGUUUGCUAUUGGACCCCACUGUGAAGAAUGCCUCGUUGGAUAUUGGGGACUUAAAAAUAAUCUACAUGGUUGUUCUCCUUGUGACUGUGAUAUUGGGGGUGCUUAUAGCAACCUGUGCUCCCCCCAUGACGGGCAAUGUGAAUGCCGCCCUCAUAUUAUUGGCCCUCAAUGCACAGAACCAGAACCCGGCUACUUCUUUGUGCCUUUGGAUUUCUAUAUAUAUGAAGCUGAGGAUGCCAUACCCAUCUCUAGAUCUGCACCUUUGAUAUUAGCAACAGUCAUACCCCACUGUGAAGUUUAUUUCCAGAAGCAAGGAGGUGGUUUCACAAUUGACAGUGGAAAUAUAAUAUUGGAGAGGAAUAAAAUAAAAAGUUCACAGGAACAGAGUGAAGUCACUGUGACUUUUGAUCAUGCUGUCAUCAAGGAGCCUAUUCCUGGGAAACCUGUUACAUGGACAGGGCCUGGAUUUUCCCAGGUUUUCAGUGGGACCAGCUUGAGAUUCACCAUCAACAACAUCCCCUAUGCUAUGGACUAUAUUAUUGCAGUUCGUUAUGAGCCUCAGUCUUCAGCUGACUGGGCAGCCCACAUAGUGAUUAACCCUUCUGGAGCUUCAAGAGGUGAACAUUGCAAAUAUAAAGCACUGCCACAAGAGCCUCAGACUCUGGCCUUACUGGCUUUUGUGAGAAUUGCACUUCUUGCCACACCAGUCUGCCUAGAACCAGAAAUGCAGUAUUCUGUAGAUGUUCAUUUUUCUCAGUCACAGACUCAUGGACAUAUUUUGAUUGAUUCGCUUGGCCUUAUUCCCCAAAUUGAUUCAGUAGAGAAUUUCUGCAACAAACAACAUUUAGAUGAACACCAACUAAACAACUGUAUUGAAAUUGCUUCCAAACCACAUCCUCAAAUUUUGCCUGACUGGUGUGAAAGACUUAUAGUUAGCAUAUCUGCUAGGAUACACAAUGGAGCAGUUGCAUGCCAGUGUCACCCUAAGGGUUCCAUAGGGUCAAGCUGCAGCAAACUGGGAGGCCAGUGUCAAUGUAAAGCCCACGUUGUAGGGCGCUGCUGUGAUCAAUGUUCUGAGGGAGCCUAUGGUUUGGGACACCAUGGUUGUCACUCCUGCGAAUGCCAUCCUCAAGGCUCCAAGAGCACCAUGUGUGAUCAGGUGACAGGGCAGUGCUCCUGCCACAGAGACAUCGAAGGUCGCCACUGUGAUCAGUGCUCGGCUGGUUAUUUUGGAUUUCCCAACUGCCAACCUUGUCCCUGCAAUGGGUUUACAGAACUUUGUGACCCAGAGACUGGAUCAUGCUUCAACUGCAGAGGAUUUACAGCUGGACAUAAUUGUGAAAGGUGCAUUGAUGGUUACUACGGAAAUCCUCUCUCUGGAAAACCAUGUCUUCCUUGUCAGUGUCCUGAUGUUCCUUCAAGUAAUCAAUAUUUUGCCCAUUCCUGUUACCAGAAUUCUUGGAAUUUAGAAAUAAUCUGCAACUGCCAAGAGGGUUAUACAGGUAUUAAAUGUGAUGAAUGCUCGACUGGUUUUUAUGGAAAUCCAAGAAUAUCAGGAGACCUUUGUCUACCAUGUGCCUGCAAUAACAAUAUAGAUAGAACAGAUUCAGAAUCAUGCAACGGGGUGACAGGAGAAUGCCUUAAAUGUUUACAUAACACUCAUGGGCCCAACUGCCAGUUCUGUAAACCAGGUUACUUUGGAUCAGCACUCACACAAAAUUGCAGAAAAUGUGACUGCAAUCCUUCUGGGGUGAACCAUACUACCUGUCCAAUGGGUGAUGGAGCAUGCCUAUGUGACCCAACAACAGGAUCAUGUCCUUGCUUGCCAAAUGUCAUAGGUUUGGCCUGUGACCAAUGUGCCAAAGGGUACUGGAAUCUGGUCCCUGGUAGAGGAUGUCAGUUCUGUGAAUGUGACCCCCAACGUUCUCAUAAUACUCAUUGUAACCAGUUUACAGGCCAGUGCCCUUGUAAAUUGGGAUAUGGUGGAAAACAUUGCAACAAAUGUGAGGAAAAUUACUAUGGAGAUCCCCAGGUGCAAUGCAUUGAAUGUAAGUGUAACAAGGAAGGGACACAGACGCCCAUCUGUGACCAGGAAACUGGUUCCUGCCUGUGCCGAACAGGUGUCAUGGGCCAGUUCUGUGAUCGUUGUGCCCGGGGUCAUUCCCAGGAAUUUCCCACAUGUCUUCGAUGUCACUUGUGCUUUGAUCAAUGGGACAAUAAGAUUUCUUCCCUCUCUGAGGCUGUACAAGGGUUAAUUAGGUUGGCUGCAAACUUGGAAGAUAAAAGAGAGACCCUGCCUGGCUGCAAUGCAGACAUCAAACGCCUAGAAGAUAGCAUGUCUGAAAUAGAAAGGAUUUUGAAACAUCCUGUUUUCUCAUCUGGGGAAUUCUUAAACGUCAAGGAUUAUCAUGACUCUGUUAGAAUACAGGUUGAACAGAUAGCCCAACAACUGAAUAAAGCGUAUGAUUUCCAAGACCUGAAUGGAACUGUGAUGGGCAUUGGGAAAGAAGUGGACAAUCUACUCAAAGACCUGCAGAAGAAAGUGCACUUGUCCUCCCAUGUCGGCGAUUCCAGCAUCAGGGAUGCCUCGAAGAUCAAGAAAUAUUAUCAGAUGUCAUUAUCUAUGGAACAGAAAAUUAAUGAGACAACUCUUAUCAUGAAACAUUCUGAAAAUACCAGGAAUGAUUUGCUUACUAUGAUAGAUGGACUAACCUCAAAAGCAGACUUCUCACUAGAAAAAUUAAAACAGAUUCAGACUCCAGAUAUCCAAAAAUUGAAUGAAAAGGUAUGUGGAAUACCAGGUAACUUGUCAUGUCUUCUUGCGCCCUGUGGGGGAGCUUUGUGUAAAGAUGCUGGCGGGCACAGAAUUUGUGGAGGUCCAAGCUGUAAUGGUUCUCUAGGCCUUUCAGGGGAUGCUGUCAAGAAAUCUGAGGAAACUGAGUCUAUGAUUAAUAAUCUGACCAACCAGCUACAAGUGUCAGAAAAUCAGAUAAGAAACAUAACAAAACUAACUCAACUUACUAAGACCAAAGCCUUGCAGCUAACUGAGAAGCUAGAGAAUAUGAAGGACCAAAUAGAGCUGGGACAGCAAAGGACAAAAGCCCUCCUCCACAACGUGAAGGACUUUCUGCUAGAUGAGAACGUCCCACCAGAAGACAUAGAAAAGGUUGCAAAUCAUGUCCUGGACCUCCACCUCCCAAUAACUUUACAAAAUCUAACUAAGGGGCUUGAUAAAAUAGAGUUGCUUACGAAACUCUGUGAGGAUGACCAUGCAACAACAGAGAGCAGGCUAAAACUAAAAGCCACAGAAGUCCAGAAACUUUUAGCAAAGUCUAAAGAAGCUGAGGAAGCAGUAAACACCCUACUAAACCUGGAAGAAAUGCUGAAAAACUUGCAACAUGCUGAAAGCGUCCAAGGGCAAGCAAACUCUACUAUUAAAAAGCUGACUGAUGAGAUACAAAAAAUUGAAAUGACCAUAUUGAAGGCUGAAAACUUCACCAAUAAGACUGAUGAUGAAUUGGAACACAUAGCAAGCCAACAGUCUACACUGGAAGAUGAAAUCUCUACCCUGCAAACCAAGAUACAAAGGACACGAGACAGUGCCAUCAGUGCAAAAGCCCAGGCAGAAUCAGCCCAGGGUCAAGCUCACAUCACUGAGAAGGAUCUCAUCGACCUAAAAAAACAAUUUACAGUUCUUCAAGAUAAGACAAACUCUAAAGGAUUUGUGAAGGGAACACUCAGUAAAGUAAAACAGCUAAAAGAAGAAGCAGAAAAAUUGGUUGGGGAGACAAAGGAAAAAAUGCAACGAAUAAAAGAUUUAGAAAAGAAGAUCCGGGUCUUAAAUCAAACCAAGCAAGAGAAAGUCAAUCAACUAAAGCAACUAGAAAAUCAUGUUAUAGCCAUUAAAAAUGAAAUUGCCGAACAAGAAAAUAAAUAUGCUACCUGCCACAUCUAGGCCAUUUUAGAGGGUUAGAGUUGCCUCCUUAUAUUCUGGCUGCUGAUUAAAGCCCCCUGCUUAGAAUUAUAAAGUCCUGGAAAUUGGAAUGGCUCUCAGAAGUCAUUUGUACAACUCCUCCCCAAAGCAAGAAUUUCCAUUUACAACAGCCACCAGAAAUCGAGAUCAGAAAAGCUAUUGCGAUGUCAGGUAAGCAGGGCUGGAGCUGUCUCUGUAACAUCAGUCUGUCUGUAGUUUCCCCACCCUCUGUACUGCUAUUUCUUGGUAUUGAAGUAGACAGAGGAAUUAGAGCCAGGAAAAUGUCACUUUUUCUGAAAAUAAGAAAGGACAAACAAAAGGUUUUCAAGCAUCUUUUUCCUCUUGACAUUUUUCUCUUCUGUUAGUUUAAAAGGAGGAGGUGGGGCAGAAAUUAGGUAUGCAAAACAAUUCUAUUUAAAUAAGCAUAGAUUCAGGCUUAUGCUGUUUCUGGUAAAUGAACUUUAAUUUUUAUUGAAUUACUAUAUUCUGGAUGGAAUCAAUAUUCCAUAUAUAAUUACCAAGAAUGUAAUAGAUUUCCUGUUAAUUUCUGUUUUGAGUUUAUUGUUCACAUUUAUUCUAACAA